This is a messenger RNA of [Candida] anglica, 1218 nucleotides long. Lineage: Eukaryota; Fungi; Ascomycota; Pichiomycetes; Serinales; Debaryomycetaceae. The record is from the annotation of a GenBank genome assembly.
AUGAAUUUCGCAAAUAUAGGCGGAGGUACAAACUGUAAGAUUUCUAUACUUUUCCUUUUAUUGAUAUUGAUUUAUCUUUUGCCAGACGAACCUACCAUGUCAAGAACCUGUGUUUACUAUUCCAAUUGGUCUGUUUAUGCUAGAAAACAUUUUCCAAGAGAUAUCCCUGUGGAUGUGACCACCAAUUUAUUUUACUCAUUCAUUGGCAUUGAUGAUGUCACUGGUAGAGUUAAACUUACUGAUUCCUGGGCUGAUCUUGAACUUCCUAUGGACUCUGGAUGUGGAGGGUCAGUCAAAGGUUCAAUCCGUCUGUUGUUUGAGCUUAAGCGUAAAUAUCGUAAACUUAAGGUAUCCAUGUCAAUUGGUGGUUGGGGCACCGCCCACUUAUUCCAAAACGUAAUGUCAGAUCCGGUUAAAAUGGCUGCAUUUGUGUCCAGUUCAAUUGAGUUUUUACUUGAGUAUGGAUUUGAUGGAAUUGACAUCGAUUGGGAGUACCCAAAUUCUCCACAAGAAUCGGACCAAAUGGUGGAAUUAUUACGUCAACUUAGACAAGGUCUUAACCAAAUUUCCAACAAGUUGCUACUCACAGUAGCUGCCCCAGCAUCGCCAGAAACAGCCAAUAAACUUAAAGUGAAGCAAAUAGACCAAUACCUUGACUUUUGGAACCUUAUGUGCUAUGACUACGCAGGAAGCUGGUCUUCUACCACAGGGUACCAUCUGAACUUGUUUGGGAAUAAUGGUGAUAAUAACAUUAACACUGCUGAUACUAUCCAAUUGUACGUUGAUGCCGGUGUGCAACCUUCCAAGUUAGUGAUGGGGAUGCCAAACUAUGGCCGUAGUUUCACUGCUGAGAGUGACCUGAUUGGGAUUCCAUUCACCCAGGGGAAGGGAUCUGGAGAUGAGGCUGGGAUUUGGAGUUAUAAAGAACUCCCCGUUGGAAUAGAAAAGUUUGAUACUAGGAAGGUUUCUGCUUAUUGUUAUGAUUCUUCUACGAAAACGUUAAUUACUUACGAUAACCCUCAAUCCGCGAGGAUCAAAGCCAUGUAUGUACUUCUGAAAGGUCUUGGAGGAGGUAUGUGGUGGGAAUCAUGUGGAGAUGAUUAUUCGAAGAAAGAUCGUAGUUUGAUCUACAACUUUGUUGACCAAUUGAAUGGACAAUUGGAAGAAACAGAUAAUCAUUUAGAUAUAUAUGGAGCAAGUAAGUAUUUGAAUGAAUGA